Erpetoichthys calabaricus (reedfish) is the source of this 1552-nucleotide messenger RNA. It is a transcript of the gene nrn1a, whose product is annotated as neuritin 1a. The transcript has 3 exons. Gene Ontology annotation, cellular component: plasma membrane. Gene Ontology annotation, biological process: nervous system development; neuron projection extension. Lineage: Eukaryota; Metazoa; Chordata; Cladistia; Polypteriformes; Polypteridae. The coding region runs from base 167 to 592 and encodes 141 amino acids. The record is from RefSeq and is a predicted model, not a curated record.
UCACUAAAUGGGGUGCUCCACUUCGCAGUACUUCGCAUCUCUGUCUAUAUGUAAAAAAUCUCCACUGCUGGAAGUUGUUGGCAAUGCAUGAUUUGCAGUACUUUCUCACAUUUUUCCUGAAAACUAUUUAAGAUCCGCAGACUCCAAUGGUUUUAGUAAAUGUAGGAUGGGACCUACGUUGAACGGCAGAUAUAUUUCACUGAUCCUCGCAGUGCAGCUAGCGUACCUGCUCCAAGCAGUGAAAGCAGCUGGGAAAUGUGAUACUGUGUUUAAAGGCUUUUCGGACUGUUUGCUCAAACUUGGGGAAAACAUGGCCAACUACCCGCAGGAGCUGGACGAGAAAGAAAACUUAAAAACCAUAUGCUCGUACUGGGAUAGUUUCCACGUCUGCGCCGUGACAGCUCUUGCAGACUGCCAAGAAGGAGCGACAGAUCUUUGGGAAAAACUUAAAAAAGAAUCCAGAAACCUCGAAUUUCGAGGCAGUUUAUUUGAUCUGUGUGGAGGCAACGGAGCUGUCAGGUCCACGGAUCUUCACUGCUAUACCAUAAUUCUUAUAGCACUUUCUGCUUUAGUUACAUGGCUGACUUUCUAGGACAAAACAGUUAUAGCAAUCAAAUUCAUCUAAACUUCACCCGUAUUGGAUUUAUAUAAAUUUAAAAGGAGGAAGUAAAACAAAGAAGAAACCCUUAACUUUGAGGGAACUGUGAUUUUCUGGUGUCAUCGAAAACCACGAAAAUUUUGGAGUGUUUGGAAAUGUUAUACUUUCCGUUUCAAGUGAUUAUUAUUUCUUUUUAUUAUCUUUUUUUGCCAAAUCCUCUACCAAACAAAGUGUUGAGCAGCAGCCAAAAAGGAAAGGAAAAAAGUUACAUAAAAUAAUGGACAUCAGAUGUGCACCUUCGUCACUCUGAUUCAGAAGAGGGUAACAACAAAUUUUCACCCACUUGGAAGGAAACUCAGGAACUGGAGUAGCAAUUUAAGCAAAAGUGGGUUUAACAUAUGUCUCUAUCAAUAAAAUGAGAAAUAAGAAGAAUUACGGAGAACGUACCAUAAGGGGAAAAAAGGACAAAGACAUGCAAUCAGAUCCAUGCUCGAAUUUCUGAAAGUUCUGCUGCCGACAGUUGUAUUCGCCAUUAUUCAACACGACCAUAAUAGGAGUCUUCUGCACAUCGUACAGUAACCUGGUGGUUCUGGAUAAGUCAUCGGUCGGAUAUAAUUGAAAAUGUUAGCUUUAUUUGAUGUUGCCAAGGCAUACGACCACUUUUCACUGCCUUUAAUUAAUUUAUAUGUGUUAUGUUUGUUUGUUGGUUGGUUCGUUUGUUUUUGGGGAUGUGGCAUAUAAUUCCUGAAUAUAGACAUCAAAAAGGGGCUCUAUGUAUAAUAUAAAAUGUUUUGGACUAUAUUAUAUAUAUAUAUAUAUAUAUAUAAAUAACUAUAAGAGCAAAAAUUAAAAGAAAGAUAUAAUUAUUUACUCAAAACGAUAUAGAGCAUACAUUAAAUUCGAAAUAUUAAAUAAAUCGACUGUUUGAACAGAAAGUGUCUGUUGUUUUAUUAU